AUUUAAAAUAAAUUCAUACUUGUACCCCACUUGUUUCUUCAAUAAAUUAGUACUCCACUCUAAGUAGACCCUCUUCGCGGUACUACAGUUGCAUUGCGUUACAAACUCAACCGAACCCCCCACCACCCAAAAUACAAAUACAAAUACUCUCUUCUGCCAUCUAGUAUCACUUUUCGCCCACAUCUUUCCUUUCUCGGUACUAUAAAUCUAUAUCCAUCUAUCCUUGGACCGGCAGCAUGGCUCCGCAUAACGUCCGGUGGGGCAUUAUGGCCACCGGCUGGAUAGCAAGUGUCUUCGUAGAGGACCUCUUAAAAGAUCCUAAUGCCCGGGGUGUCUCCGAUGUCUCCCAUACCAUCGUCGCAGUUGCCUCAUCGUCUUCCAAGUCCCGUGCAGAACAGUUUAUCUCUGAUACAGGCAUUCCAGCUCCCUGUGCUACAUAUGGUUCUUACAAGGACCUUGUGGCCGACCCCAAUAUAGACGUAGUAUACGUCGCAACUCCUCACUCACACCACUUCCAAAAUGUUAUGUUAGCCUUCGAGGCGGGGAAGCAUGUUCUCUGUGAGAAGGCUUUCACCGUUAAUGCAGCGCAAGCAAAACUUCUCUGUGAGACGGCCAAGGAGAAAAAUCUCUUUCUAAUGGAGGCCGUCUGGACUCGGUACUUCCCGCUCAGCGUGCAGGUUCGUGGGUUAAUCCAGGAUGGCACUAUCGGCGAGGUACUGCGCGUGCUGGCCGACAAUAGCUUUGGAGAUGAUGUGGAGGAAAAAUGGGGUAGCAAGCAUCGGAUGGUCAACAUGGAUCUAGCCGGCGGUGCGUUGCUUGACUUGGGUAUUUAUUCCUUAACCUGGGUCUUCCAGACCUUGUAUCACACACUUCCCCGCGAAUUGCGCAAGCCUCCCUCGCAGAUCUCCUCGCACAUGUCCCUUUACCACCUCACUGGUGCUGACGAAGCAACCUCCAUCCUCCUCACCUUCCCCACCAGCUCACCGACCAACCUACCUCACCCAGGUGAAUCACAGGCUGUGGCCAUGACGCAUCUCAGGGUGUCGACCAAUGUCGACGAGAAACCUGUCCAACCCUCAGUGCGCAUCCAGGGCACCAAAGGUGAGAUCCAGGUAUUCGGUCCUGCGUUCCGGCCAGAACGCUACCGGGUUGUUCUAAAAGGCGAGAGUGAAGCCAAGGAGGUGGAGUGUCAAUUCCCUGGUGACGGAAAGGGGAUGUACUGGGAAGCGGACGAGGUCGCACGUUGCUUGCGGGAUGGUAAGCUUGAGAGUGAUGGUCUGCCAUGGGAGGAGAGUAUUGUUAUAAUGGAGGUCAUGGAUGAAGUUAGGCGUCAGGGUGGAUUGACUUAUCCUGAAAACAUUGAAUCUACUGUCUACCCUAUAUCGUUGUAAGUGGUGGAUUGCAUCGUGUGGAUAGGAACAGAACAUACACGCCUUGAUCAGAUAGGUAUAUUUAUGUAUAU
Molecule: messenger RNA, 1462 nt
Organism: Aspergillus alliaceus
Lineage: Eukaryota; Fungi; Ascomycota; Eurotiomycetes; Eurotiales; Aspergillaceae
Product: Gfo/Idh/MocA family protein
Exons: 4
Coding region: 237-1391 (384 amino acids)
Molecular function (GO): nucleotide binding
Source: RefSeq, a predicted model, not a curated record